ACUUUUCAGAUUUGGUUGGUUGCUCUUGUUGCUUUCUACGUACUAGAAAAGGCUACUAUUUUUAUUUACAAAAUUUAUUCAAUUAAUAGCAACAAUAAAAACCUGUGUAAUUAACGAUUUCAUAUUGUGAAAAAUAACAUUAAUAUUAUAGUUUUAUGCCAACGUGGCAAAUUCUAAAUAAAUAAACCUCAUUUCCAAAUGCCUUUACAAGCUGAAGUCCCAGAAACUACAGUCCGAUCAAAGCGACCUUCAGAUUCAGCAUUCAAACAGCAACGCCUUCCUGCUUGGCAGCCUGUUCUUACCGCUGGGACUGUCUUACCCACCUUCUUUAUUAUUGGAAUAGCAUUUAUUCCCAUUGGCAUAGCACUUACAUAUUUUUCUGAUAAAGUUUGUGAACAAGUGGUUGAUUAUACGUACUGUAUUAAGAACUAUGAAACCAAUUUAACAUGUGCAGAUUAUUUAACUUCAAAUCCAAGUGGGUCGUGUGAAUGUUCAAUCGAUUUCACACUUAAUAAAGACUUUACGGGCAAUGUUUAUAUGUACUAUGGACUGACGAACUAUUACCAAAAUCAUCGAAGGUAUGUGAAAUCCCGUGAUGAUGAUCAGCUUCUAGGUCGUUUAAAUCAGCAACCAUCAACUGAUUGCGCACCAUUUAGUUAUAAUGGGACUAAACCAAUUGCUCCAUGUGGGGCUAUUGCUAAUUCAUUAUUUAAUGAUACUCUUGAACUAUACUUUGGAAUGAAUGAAGUAAAACUUCUUAAUACUGGCAUCGCUUGGCCCUCAGAUAAACAGAUCAAGUUUAGAAAUCCCGAAGGCAGUCUUCCAAAUGCUUUGGAAGGUUAUUCAAAACCACUAGCUUGGCAAAAGGAGCUUUGGCAGUUGGAUCCAAAAAAUCCAGAUAAUAAUGGAUUCCAGAAUGAAGAUUUAAUUGUUUGGAUGCGAACUGCUGCUCUACCGAGUUUUCGUAAAUUAUAUCGACGUGUGGAUCAUACUAAACCUUAUUUCAUGGAUGGCCUCAAGCGUGGCAAUUACACUCUUAAAGUCACUUAUCAAUAUCCUGUAACAGCAUUCAGUGGUACCAAAAAGAUGAUCUUAUCAACAACAUCACUCAUGGGCGGGAAAAAUCCCUUCUUAGGAAUCACAUAUAUUGUGGUUGGAUCUAUAUGCCUUAUUGCUGGAAUUGUUCUUCUCUUUAUCCACAUCAAGUGUAGUAAAAGUACCACGGAAAUGAUAAAUGUAAACCCUAGAACACCAUAUUCUUAGGUUAACCGACGUCAAUUAUUUAUCUUUAUUAAAAAAUAAGUCCAAAGAACAGUGGCUAGCAUUUUGUUAGCGUUCCACAGUUAAUUUUACUACACAUAAUGUAUUAUUUAUUUUCGUAUUUUGUUUCACUCGUAUAAAAUUGAAAGUUUAUCUUACUAUUUUUUUUUUGUUCAUAUUUUUUUUAUCAGCAAGAACAAAAAAAAAAAACAUCGUUAUAUUUUUUGUUUCCAUAUCUCAAGCUUAUGUGAUACACAAAAAUUAUGUAUGUACAGUGCUGUUCACUUGGUUGAAAGCAAAUUCUUUAUUGCAAUGAUCAUUUUAAUACAUCCAUCGAAGAACAAAAUGGUUUUAUGUCCAUUUCGAUCAAAGGUAUUGGGAUGAACAAAACAUAUUUAGUGAAACUGUUAGGAAAUGUUGUUUAUAAAUAAGAAUAAUUUUGACCAACUUUUAUAAGCUACUAAUUACCAUGAUGAUGUUUAAAACAAAACAGUUCAUUAAAAAUCUUGAUGUCGUUGAAAAAAAUAUGUAUCAGCAAAUAUGGCAAAUGGAAUGGAACAAACAAAUAAUUCUAGUAGAGUUUCUUACAAAAUAAAAAUCAGGGCUUUUUUAAAAACGCAUUGAUACCAAGUGGAUCUCACUGUGUAUUCGUGGGUGUUAUUUCAUUAUGUAGAUAUUGCACAUACAGAAAAUCUAUUAAUAAAAAUUAUUACAAAACGUA
This is a messenger RNA of Episyrphus balteatus (marmalade hoverfly), 1981 nucleotides long. RefSeq names its product cell cycle control protein 50A (gene CDC50). Gene Ontology annotation, cellular component: endoplasmic reticulum; plasma membrane; Golgi apparatus. Bases 199 to 1263 code for a protein of 354 amino acids. The transcript has 7 exons. The record is from RefSeq and is a predicted model, not a curated record. NCBI's taxonomy places the organism in Eukaryota, Metazoa, Arthropoda, Insecta, Diptera, Syrphidae.